UAAAAAAUAAACAUAAGACGAUGGAAAAAGAUUUGAUUUUAACUAUUUCUAAAUAAAAUGGGCUGAUGAAUUGUGACUUAUUUUUGUGAUCGCACGUCUCAGUAAUAUUAACAAGCAACAUUAAAAUUAAAAAAAAACUAAAAUAUGAAUGUGAUCGACCAAAAGCCCAACCACAAUGAUUACGGGGGAGCAUACAAUCGAUUCCACCGCCGGAUGGACAUAUACAGAUCCCACCAUGAGCAGAACUACAAAAAGUACCUGCCAGUCUGGGCCGAGGAGGUCAAGUUGCGGAGGGAGGAGACCAACCAACUGUACAAGCGAUGGCUGGAGCAGCAGGCGAAGACUAGCAGUGGUGGGAAGUCUUCCAAAGUUGACACAAGUGGUUCUGCCAGUACUGGUGUCACCAAGAAAGUGAAGAGAAAGUUGUCAAACAACGAAGGAAAUCAAACAGCGGGUAGUGCUCCAAUAGCUAGUACUGGCAGUAAUAAUCCCUUGAACUUUAAUAAUCAGUCCAAUGUAGAUAAUUUUCGAAAUACUUUCAAACACAAUAAAAUAAGUAAAAUGAAUCCUCACCCAAUUCAAGAAUUCAAUUUUCAAGCAAAGGUACUUCAAAAUAGUGUGAACAAUUUGAAAUCAAACCACCACAACAACUCCACCAUAAACAUUCCUGAGGUCUGCAACAUGAACAAAAGUUUGAAGGACCAACCAUUCAUCAACACUGCUCCUAUGCCUGCUGCACUUAUGCUGCCCACAGUACCAACACCUGCUGAGAAUUCCAUGGACAACAAAAUGCUGGAGGAGGAUUUUGAUGACAUAAAGGAUCUGUUUGAGUUCCUCAACUCAGAUGAAGACAUCCCCGAAGAUAUUUUGCGAGGUAGCGAAAAGGAGAUCAUGCCGCAGAACGAUGAUUCCUUUGGUAUGAAGGUCACUGAUCAUGAUGAUGCACUUUCAAACCCUCUAUCAGGGUAUCGAUCUUAUAUCCACAAUUUCCUCGCUGAAUCAACUUCCACAGAUUUCAUUCCCAAUCUGAAUGAAUCAAAUCAAAAUGAUUGUUACAUCCCAUCCACCAACCAUGCAACAGCUUCUGGUUACGCAAAAGAUGGUGCUAGCAGUUUGAUGGGUCUUGAUCCUAAAACCUCUGCCAACACAUCAUCCACUGCUCUUGAAGGUUCAACAAAAAACUCUUCCCCACAACAAACCACAAAUUUAAACUUCAACAACAUGAAUGUAACUGAUGCCAGUGCAAACUUCAGAUCAGGAUUGAAGGGGAGUCCAGUGAUUGAUAGUAACAAUAGGAGCAACAACAACAGUGCAUACAUGAAUUCUAUGUCUCAAUAUUCUGUCGGUCACCUGAAUGGCCAGGAAACCAUUUUUCUGCCUCGUUACAAUGACGUCAUUAUUGCUGACCAAUCGGUCUGCAGUAGCAGUAACAACGACUUAGGCAUGGGUGCUGAUGUUAAUUUCAACAACCCUAACAAUAACAAUCACAACAGCAAUGCGAAUGUUAACAUUAUUAACAACAUGUCAAAUGUUAAGAUGUCAAACAACUUGAAUCUUCUUAACAGUAGCCCCGUGAACAGCACCACAAGUUCAAAUAACUGCUUUUAUCCAAAUCAAUAUUACCACCAUCAACAACAACCUGCUUUCAACCAAAACAAUUUCUACAAUGCUGACCAAGAUGUGGCAUACAUUAAUAACCUUCAACACAACAACACAGCUAUCCAAAGCAAUUACUUCACCGACAGCGGUGAUCAUAACGGCAACAACGUUUAUCCCAUCAUGUCACAGAGAGAAAAAGAUUUUUCAAACACUGGCGCCUGCUCCUACAACUUCGAUCCACCAUCUUCUAACUUCUUCCACAACUCUUAUGGCAGUUCCUACAUUAACAACGCAUCCAGUUACGCCAACAACGUCAACAGCAUUACUGGCAAUAAUAAUAGUCUCGACUUGCAAUACAUGUCCUACCAAGGUACUGGCACUACGUGGGUGAGUGAAGUUAAUGCUGCCGGCAGCACACAGGAUCAACAAUAUGUCAGUCAGCACCCCAACACACUUUCCAACAAUAAAUACACUAGCCCGUCCGCAAGCAAUGCAUGUAGUAGUGAGAGCAUGUUACAAAUGCUGCAACAACCGUACAGAAUUCAACAACAACAAAUACAACUACAACAGCAAGCGCAGCAGCAGCAACAACAACAGCAACUUCAGCAACUGACCACAAGUUAUCAAUACAAUAUCAACAACAACAACAAUAACAACACAAAUAACAUAGGUAAUGACUAUUAUAAUGGUGGUAGUGCCAACACAAUGAUGAUGAUGUCACUGAGUACUAACAACACUCUCAUCAACAAUGCUAACAUGAAACAUUAUCACCACAUCACGCCACUCACAUCAUCUUCAUCGUCAUCAUCAUGUCAUGUUCCUUCGUCAUCAUUGUCGUCGUCAUCAUCAUCAACCUCCCAAUGUCUCGACCAAAGUUCUGAAAGAGUUUUGAGUAUGAUUGAUGACAUUAUCAAUGGCAAAAAAUGA
Messenger RNA from Helobdella robusta, 2526 nucleotides. RefSeq lists its product as hypothetical. The transcript is spliced from 4 exons. The record is from RefSeq and is a predicted model, not a curated record. Lineage: Eukaryota; Metazoa; Annelida; Clitellata; Rhynchobdellida; Glossiphoniidae. Gene Ontology annotation, cellular component: nuclear speck. Gene Ontology annotation, molecular function: transcription coactivator activity. The coding region runs from base 145 to 2526 and encodes 793 amino acids. Gene Ontology annotation, biological process: Notch signaling pathway; positive regulation of transcription by RNA polymerase II.